AGAGGGAUUGACCUGGAGAGUAUGAGCAUAGUUCAACGUGAUGCUUUACUGGUUUUCCGAAACCUGUGCAAGAUGGGCAUGAAGGAAGAUAACAAUGAAGUUACGUUGAAGACGAGGAUUUUAUCUCUUGAGCUUCUGCAGGGUUUGUUGGAAGGAGUUGGUCAUCCAUUUACUAGAAACUUCCAUUUUAUUGAUUCGGUGAAAGCAUACCUAUCGUAUGCCUUGUUGCGGACUUCAGUUUCGCCAUCCCGUCAUAUUUCAGUAUGCAACUGGAAUUUUUGUAGUGCUUUUGUUGCGGUUUCGAGAAAGUCUCAAGGGUGAAAUAGGCAUCUUCUUUCCCUUGAUAGUUCUCCGGUCCCUGGAUGGCUCGGAUCCCAUGAACCAGAAAAUGAGUGUUCUUAGGAUGGGAACAAGGGACCUUGCACUGGAUAUGAGUUUAGAUUUUUCGGACUUUUGGUUAAAUUUAGACUUGAUGGGAUAUGCUACCUGGUUUAUAGCUAGGACAGGAGAAAAUGUCAAAAAUUGAUCCAUCCUCCUUCUUGAUACUUAUGCAAGAUGAAGAGAGCGCAGCAAGAAUUGUAACAGGCUACUCGUACAGUU
Messenger RNA from Fragaria vesca subsp. vesca, 600 nucleotides. RefSeq names its product brefeldin A-inhibited guanine nucleotide-exchange protein 5-like. The record is from RefSeq and is a predicted model, not a curated record. The transcript has 8 exons. Lineage: Eukaryota; Viridiplantae; Streptophyta; Magnoliopsida; Rosales; Rosaceae. Bases 218 to 526 code for a protein of 102 amino acids.